CCGUGUAAGCACCGCCCGCCCGGUCGCCGUCAACAACACCGCAGUCGAUUUUCUCCCAUUAGCACUCGUCGAAUAAGCAAGCAGCUAAUGAUUGUUUGCUAACUAAAAACGAGUCGUUCGACCACAGUUUCGCCCGAUUUGGGGGGGCUACUCCAUCAACGGUGACAACCAACAGUGAGUGCGGCGGCGAUAUCUCGCUCGUGUCGCCGCAACUGGAGGCAGCUCGCGCGGUUAGCAUCUUGGCGACACGGCGCUAGCUGGUUAAGCUAGUUAGCUAGCAGGCUGGAUGGAUGGAUGACGCUUUGCCUGGCUUUCCUAAACAACCGGCUCUCUCUUAUUUGUUGCCUCGACGAGACAAUGAUUCGCCUUUGACAGUGAGAGGGAGCGAAGGGCCGCUGGGUACUGUGUGAGCACAGGUUUAUCUCAACGCGGGUUUGCCACUGAUGCCAAUUUGGACCUGACAAUAUGAUGCCGAUGAUCUUAACGGUGUACCUCAGCGACGGGGAGCAGGCUGCGACAGAGGUGCCGAUCACCCCCGAGACCACGUGCCGCGAUGUCGUGGAGUUCUGCAAAGAGCCCGGCGAAAGUGGCUGCCACCUGGCCGAGGUCUGGCGAGGCAACGAGCGGGCCAUCCCAUUUGAGCACAUGAUGUACGAACAUCUCCAGAAAUGGGGACCUCGCAAGCAGGAGGUCAAGUUCUUCCUGCGCCAUGAAGAUUCCCCCACUGAGAGCAGUGAUCAGGGGAGUCAGCAGUCUCAGGAUCCAAUGAGGAGCGGCAACGCCGGAGAGAAGCACAACGAGAAGGGGGUUGGUAACCAGCGUGUGGAGCUGACGCUGUCCGAGCUGCAGGAGAUGGCCACGAGGCAGCAGCAGCAGAUUGAGGCUCAGCAGCAGAUGCUGGUCGCCAAGGAGCAGCGUCUGCGCUACCUCAAGCAGCAGGAGCGGCGUCAGCAGCAGACGGCCACCGAGAGCGAGAAGCUGCAGCGGCUGAAGGAGCGCGUGGAGAGCCAGGAGGCCAAGCUCAAGAAGAUCCGGGCCAUGCGGGGCCAGGUGGACUACAGCAAGGUCAUCAACGGCAACCUGUCGGCGGAGAUCGAGCAGGUGAGCGGUCUGUUCCAGGAGAAGCAGGCCGAGCUGCAGGCGGCCGUGUUGCGAGUGGACCAGCUCAGCCUGCAGCUGGAAGACCUGCGUCGGGGCAAGCUCAACGGCAUCCAGACCGCGCUGGGCGGCCAGGUGACCGGCACCGCCGCCUUGGAGCUCAGGAAGCUCUACCAGGAGCUCCAGAUCCGCAACAAACUCAACCAGGAGCAGAACAGCAAGCUGCAGCAGCAGAAGGACCUCCUGAACAAGCGCAACAUGGAGGUGACGCUCAUGGACAAGCGCAUCAGUGAGCUGCGGGAGCGCCUCUACAAGAAAAAAGCUGAGGCACGUCAAAAAGAGAACCUCCCUCUGAACAGGGCCAACGGGCCGCCCUCCCCGCAGCCGGCCGCCGGCACGCUGGGCCGCGUGGCCGCCGUGGGUCCCUACAUCCAGGUUCCGGUGCCGAGCCGACAGGACUCUGGUUACGCCUUGCCGCCCGAGCCGCUCAAGCCGCAAACUCUGGCCGUCAACAACCAAGCCAACCAAGGCCGCGCCAAAUCAGACGGCGGCGUGCAAAAGCCCCCCGGCGGCCCCUGGAAGGUGUCUGAUUUAGACAUCGUCGUGGACCCGCUGCUUCCGGAGUCUCACCCGGGUCCGGGAGCCCCCGCCGGCUCUGACGGCACGUCCCCCGGUGACGCCGGCUGGCCUCCUGUGGGUAAGACGGGCGCGUCCUUGAAACCUCCCGAGAGAAGGGACUCGGAUACGCUGGCCAAGACCCCACCUUCCGGCCCCCCUGCCGCUGCAAGUGCAGAAAAGGUGCUGGAGUCCAAAACGGCCGCUUCGUCCCCUUCCCUAUCCAAGCCGCAACCGCCGCCGUACGGUUCGCACCACUCUUCGGCCAGCUCUUUGGAGCGCCGCAAGGAUGCUCCGCCCCCGCCGCCUCGCCAGCUGCCGAACCCCCCGGCGCCCACUUGGCCCCGCGUGGCGCCCACCAGCGGCUCUUCCUCGCAGCAGAUCCAGCAGCGGAUCUCGGUGCCGCCCAGUCCCACCUUCCAGUCCCACGCGCCGCUCUUCCCGCCCGGCAUGAGCGAGCGGCUGGACCACCCGCCGGCCGUGGCCGUGCGCCCCUUCAUUCCGGACAGAGGCUCGCGCCCCCAGUCGCCCCGGAAGGGCCCGGCCACCAUGAACUCCAGCUCCAUCUAUCAUAUGUACCUCCAGCAGGCGGCGCCAAAGAGUCAGCCACUCAAACCUGCGCUCAAAGCAGUCUAUGGGAAGCCUGUCCUCCCUCCCAACUCAACCCCCCCUUCACCCCUGCCUUUCGUCCCGGCCGCAGGGGCCUUCCCGUUGCUCCAGGGUCCGCCCGGCAGCAUCGAGGAUACGCCGGACGGUGACGUGGAGGAUCUCGAGGGCCUACGCCACAUGGAGCCGUCGGCCCCUCCUCCCAGCGUGGAGAACAUCCCUCGGCCGCUCAGCCCCACCAAGCUUACGCCCAUGGUCCACUCCCCAAUGCGCUACCAAAGCGAUGCCGAUCUCGAGGUGCUCCGCAAGAAGCUGGCCAACGCCCCGAGGCCGCUCAAGAAGCGAAGCUCCAUCACAGAACCAGAGGGUCCGAGCGGACCUAACAUCCAGAAACUUCUCUACCAGAGAUUCAACACUCUUGCAGGGGGGAUGGAAGGGAGCGCCGGGUCUGGGAGCGGCAACGGCGCCGGCAGCGGAACGCCAUUUUAUCAGCCGGCAAAUCCUCCCGGCUCUCUGGGUUGCGACCCGGCCGCGGACACGGACAAUGGCAACCUUCCCUCGGACACCUUGCCUCCGCCGCCGCAGCCCGAAUCCGAGGAGCGGGGCUCGGAGAUUUCCUCUAUCGACCCUAACGACAACCGUCCGUUGCCUCCACCUCCCGAAGGACUUUUGGACCCGGCUGAAGAGGAAGGACCUGAAGACAACAACAACAAUUUGGAGAGCUCCGAGGCUUUGCUGCCUAGCCCCGUGCUGGAGGUGACGUCUCCGGAGGAGAGCGGUAUCGUGCAGACCCAACCAUCACGCACAAACUUAAAGAAACCAGAGUCUGAGCGCACAGGCCACGGCUACCGAGUGAAGUUCAACCCUCUUGCGCUCCUGCUGGACGCCUCGUUGGAAGGAGAGUUUGACCUGGUCCAGAGGAUCAUCUAUGAGGUGGAGAAUCCCAGCACCCCCAACGACGAGGGCAUCACCCCGCUGCAUAACGCUGUCUGCGCCGGACACCACCACAUUGUCAAGUUCCUGCUGGAUUUCGGCGUCAACGUCAACGCGGCCGACAGCGACGGAUGGACUCCGCUCCACUGCGCCGCCUCGUGCAACAGCGUGCACCUGUGCAAGUUGUUGGUGGAGUCGGGGGCCGCCAUCUUCGCCAGCACCAUCAGCGACGUGGAGACAGCGGCAGAUAAGUGCGAGGAGAUGGAGGAGGGCUACGUCCAGUGCUCGCAGUUCCUAUACGGCGUUCAAGAAAAGAUGGGCGUGAUGAACAAGGGCACGGUGUACGCCCUGUGGGACUACGAGGCUCAGAACCCGGAUGAGCUGUCCUUCAGGGAGGGCGACGCCGUCACCGUACUGCGGCGGCAGGACGACAGCGAGACAGAGUGGUGGUGGGCACAGCUGGAGGACACGGAGGGCUACGUGCCGCGCAACCUGCUGGGGCUCUACCCCCGCAUCAAACCUCGCCAGCGCUCCUUGGCAUAGCGUGGCAAUGCUAUAACGAAAGAGCAGAGAACAAAUGAGCCUCAUCGAUCUUCUCCUGGUGGCCAUUUUCCCCCCCUCAUCCUGCUGUCAUUUAUUUACAUACACGCACUGUGAUGGACAAGCACUCCAAAUGCAGGAAAUCCCCAUGGUCACUUGGAAGCCAUCACUUGAGCCACCCCAGUUGCCCUGUUCCACAGUGCAGCUGUUGAAGGUAACCCUUGUCGCUGCAGUUCCCCCCCCCCCCCCCCCUUCUUCUCUUCAGCCAUCUUUUCUCCCCUCUCGUGGUCAGUAGGAGUCUACAGAGCAACAAUGACAGUUGCUCAUGUGACAUUGAAUUGCAUUUUCAACCCCCCCUCCCUUUAUAGAGGAAUCAACCCAAAUGUUUUCUUUUUUUGUGUUUUUAACCACCAAAAAUUGCAAUAGGUAGUUUAUGUGUUUAAAGGUUUUAUGGGUGUAC
Messenger RNA from Syngnathus acus (greater pipefish), 4252 nucleotides. It is a transcript of the gene ppp1r13bb, whose product is annotated as protein phosphatase 1, regulatory subunit 13Bb. Gene Ontology annotation, cellular component: nucleus. Gene Ontology annotation, biological process: regulation of apoptotic process. The coding region runs from base 466 to 3795 and encodes 1109 amino acids. The transcript is spliced from 19 exons. Gene Ontology annotation, molecular function: p53 binding. NCBI's taxonomy places the organism in Eukaryota, Metazoa, Chordata, Actinopteri, Syngnathiformes, Syngnathidae. The record is from RefSeq and is a predicted model, not a curated record.